Rotaria sordida is the source of this 444-nucleotide messenger RNA. Lineage: Eukaryota; Metazoa; Rotifera; Eurotatoria; Philodinida; Philodinidae. The record is from the annotation of a GenBank genome assembly.
AUGAUUGUUAGUCAAGUAUUAUUAGGUAUAACAGGUGUAAUUGCAUCACUUUAUUCAUUUUAUGUUAAAAAACAACAUGAAAAAAAUCCAAAAUAUAAAGCAUUAUGUGAUUUGGGACCAAAUGCAAGUUGUACUCGAGUUUUAACUAGCAAAUAUGGUACUGGAUUUGGAAUUACAGGUAUUUUAUUUGGUAAAAAUAGUAAAAUGAAUGCAUCGAAUGGUGUUUUGGGUAUGAUUUAUUAUAUUUUACAAAUUAUUUUUGGUUUGAUAACAACAUCAUUAUUCAGUAAACUCGCUUUAUUUUCAUCGAUAUUAGCUUGUCUCGGUUCACUUUAUUUGGCCUUUAUUCUUGCAUUCAUUCUUAAAGAUCUAUGUCUUCUUUGUAUUGCAACUUAUAUAAUCAAUGCCGGUCUUCUUUGGUCAAAUUAUCAAACUGUUUAUUGA